Molecule: messenger RNA, 1695 nt
Organism: Cucumis sativus (cucumber)
Lineage: Eukaryota; Viridiplantae; Streptophyta; Magnoliopsida; Cucurbitales; Cucurbitaceae
Product: 1-aminocyclopropane-1-carboxylate synthase 3
Exons: 4
Coding region: 110-1435 (441 amino acids)
Biological process (GO): amino acid metabolic process; biosynthetic process
Molecular function (GO): 1-aminocyclopropane-1-carboxylate synthase activity; pyridoxal phosphate binding; transaminase activity
Source: RefSeq, a predicted model, not a curated record
CUAAAUUCCCCACACAAACACACAAAGAUUUCAAUAUCAAUAGUCCUAUACCAACCCUAAAAUAUAUUCCUCUCCUAUUAUCUACCUACAUAUUACUGUACACUCACAUAUGAUGGCAUCCUUGUCUUCUAAAGCUAGCCAUGAUUCUCAUGGACAAAAUUCUUCCUACUUCUUUGGAUUGCAAGAGUAUGAGAAGGACCCUUAUCACCCUAUUCAAAACCCCUCGGGAAUUAUACAAAUGGGUCUUGCCGAAAACAAGGUAUGUCCUGACCUUUUGGAUGAGUGGAUGGAGAACAAUCCAGAUGCUUUGGGAUUGAGAAGAAAUGGAGUGUCUGAGUUUAGAGAAUUAGCUCUAUUUCAAGACUAUCAUGGCUUGCCAGCUUUUAAAAAGGUGUUGGUUGAAUCAAUGGAAGAGAUACGAGGAAACAAAAUGAAAUUUGAAAAGAACAAACUGGUGCUCACUGCUGGUGCAACUGCUGCCAAUGAAAUCAUAAUAUCCUGUCUUGCCGAUCCCGGUGAAGCCUUCCUUGUUCCCACUCCUUACUAUCCAGGGUUUGACAGGGACUUAAAAUGGCGAACUGGAGUGCAAAUAAUUCCAAUUCAUUGUUCGAGUUCAAACGGUUUUCGAAUCACCGAAGUGUCGAUGGAGGAAGCCAUGGAGCAAGCCCAAUCAUUGAAUUUACGAGUCAAAGGGAUUAUGAUUACGAACCCAUCUAACCCAUUGGGCACCACAUUGAGCCAGAAAGAGCUCAACUCAGUGGUGGAUUUUGCUACAACCAACGCAAUCCACAUCGUGAGCGACGAGAUAUAUUCUGCCACAGUUUUUGAGCAACCGAAUUUCCGAACUGUCAUGGACCCGAACCUACAAAAACUCCCAAUUUGGGAUCGAAUCCACUUGGUGUACAGCUUGUCCAAAGAUUUAGGCCUACCUGGGUUUCGUGUGGGCAUGAUUUAUUCAAACGACCCAGCGGUAGUGGAUGCGGCUACUAAAAUGUCGAGCUUUUGCUUAGUUUCUUCUCAAACACAGUAUUUUGUGUCACAAAUUGUAGGGGAUGAAAAUUUUCGAGGGAAUUAUAUGCAGGAAAUGAAGCGGAGGAUCCGGAAGAGGAGAUUGAUGUUGGAGUCGAGUCUUCGACAGGGCGGUGUUAGAUGUCUGAAAGGAAAUGCGGGGUUGUUUUGUUGGGUGGAUAUGAGGCAUCUUUUGAAGUACCCGAGUUUCGAAGAGGAAAUGGAGAUUUGGAAGACGAUUUUGUAUGAGGUUGGGAUUAAUAUCUCCCCCGGCUCAUCUUUUCAUUGCUCUGAACCUGGUUGGUUCAGAAUGUGCUUUGCUAAUAUGGAGGAGCACACUUUCAAGGAGGCCAUGCAUCGUCUUAAGGCCUUUCUCAACUCUACCUCAUCUCUCAACGGCCAUGAACUCUCCCCCACUAACGUAUAAUAUGUUAUUGAUGUAGUCCAAUUGCAGGUAGAGGAUUGAAUCACAACUCAAUCAAAUAAUUAUAUUAGUUAUGUUUUCUACUCUAUAUAAUUUUGUACUAUUAAGACGUUGUAAUAUAAAUAUAGAUCGAUCCACAUAGAAUCGAUCAACUUUCAUUCCAAUUCACCUUCUUGUUGUAAACAAGGAGUUUGAUGUAUUAUUGGUUUGGUUUGUAAUAAAUUUAACUAAAGCAGUAAAUUGGAAAUUUGGUUGGAUUAAAA